GACAAAAGCCUAAUUCCCCUCCCCUUUUUUCUUCCCUGAGCCGUCCCCCCCUUCCCUCCCGUGAACCACUGCACUUUCUUCCUCCCUCCUAUCUCACCGCACCACCCCCGAACGUUCAGCUCAACGCAUGUAACGGCUGUCUCCAAGGGAUUUCUCACACGGUUCUUGUGCUCCAUUCAACAAAUCCUCCUUACAACAACAUCCAAACACAAUUCUCCGCCACCGGUUUACAGCAAACUCCAGUCGCUGCCAUCCCUCUUGAACCCCAGAAAAUAGCUGUUACAGUCAAGACCACUAUCAACAAAUGAAGCGGGUCUUUAAGAUCUCAGACGUGGCCCAAGCAGAGCUGUUUUGCUUCGCAAAGCCGAAAACUCUUACUUCCUCACCAUUCAUCUUUACCCUCACCAAGUCCUCUAAUCACCAACUCGAGACUCGAGACCUCAAUGUCCAAACCCAACGUCCCUCCAAACCCAACUUCUAUAGCAUCGUUAGCUUGUUCUGGGACAAAUUAUCCCCCUCUGAUUCACUAGCCAGGGAGGAUCUGAGAAACAAGGUGACGCAGUUGAGAGUUGAAUUGGUUAUGAAUUUCGAAGAUACUGAUAAGAUUGCAAGUGUUUUGAAGGAGAAGGGGGACUCUUUAUUUCGGAGUUAUUCUGAUGGCUCCGCUUGUGUUGAGCUUUUGAAGCAGCUGGGUUCAUGGCCUCACCUAGCCCUAGAGGUUUUUAAUUGGAGGAGAAAACAGGCGGAUUCUGGCAUUCCCAUGACUUCGGAGGAGUAUGCUAAGGGUAUCACAGUUGCUGGUAGAAAUAAGGAUGUUGGUCUGGCAGUUGAGCUGUUUACUGAGGCUACCAACAAGCGAAUCACGACAACAUCUACUUAUAAUGCACUUAUGGGUGCUUAUAUGUUCAAUGGUCUUGCUGAUAAAUGUCAGUCAUUGUUUCGGGACCUGAAGAAGGAAGCAGUUUUUGGUCCUACUAUUGUAACAUAUAACAUUCUUAUUUCUGUGUUUGGUCGUUUGAUGCUAAUUGAUCACAUGGAGGCAACUUUUCGAGAAAUAAAGGAUUCAAAUCUCUCCCCUAAUAGAAGCACAUACAACAAUUUAAUUGCUGGAUAUGUUACAGCUUGGAUGUGGGAUAGUAUGCAACAAACUUAUGAGAUGAUGAAAAUCAGCCCUGUUGAUCCUGACAUUAACACCUACUUGCUAAUGCUUCGGGGUUAUGCACAUUCAGUUAAUUUAGAAAAGAUGGAGGAAACAUAUGCAUUGGUAAAGCAUCAUGUUAAUGACGAAAACAUUCCAUUAAUCAGAGCCAUGAUAUGUGCAUAUUGUAGGAGUUCUGCAACAGAUAGAGUCAAAAAGAUUGGAUCCCUAAUGAAGCUCAUUCCGGAGGAGGAGUAUAGGCCAUGGUUGAAUGUGAUGUUGAUUAGGGUUUUUGCUCAAGAAGAUUGGUUGGAGGAGAUGGAGAACUCAAUCGAUGAGGCAUUUGAGCACAAAACCUCUGUAACAACAGUGGGUGUUAUGCGGUCCAUUGUUGCAAGUUAUUUUCGGUGUAAUGCAGUGGAUAGGCUUGCUAAAUUUGUGAGGCGUGCAGAAUUUGCUGGCUGGAGAAUCUGUCGGUCCCUGUAUCAUUGUAAGAUGGUCAUGUAUGCAUCACAGAGGCGCUUGCAGGAAAUGGAGAGUGUCUUGAAUGAGAUGGAAAAUUUUAACCUUGAUCGCACGAAGAAGACAUUUUGGAUAAUGUAUAAGGCCUACUCUAUGUGUGAUAAAAAACACAAGGUCAAGCAAAUAUUAGGAUUGAUGUGUAAGCAUGGUUAUGAAAUUCCUUUGCAGGCAUUUCCGUCGUAACUUAUCUUUCAACAGCAGCAUAUUAGAUGCCAGUAUUGUAAAAAACAAUCAAUUGAUUGUUGUGAUAGAUUAACUGCACCUGCUUGAUGGGAUUUAAGGUUCAACUAAUUGAAAGGUACACAGCUAGUCUCAUACUUUU
Carya illinoinensis is the source of this 1982-nucleotide messenger RNA. RefSeq names its product pentatricopeptide repeat-containing protein At2g30780. The record is from RefSeq and is a predicted model, not a curated record. The transcript is spliced from 3 exons. Lineage: Eukaryota; Viridiplantae; Streptophyta; Magnoliopsida; Fagales; Juglandaceae. The coding region runs from base 305 to 1843 and encodes 512 amino acids. Gene Ontology annotation, molecular function: protein binding; mRNA binding.